AUGGUAGCAGCAAGCAUACUACUGCUUUUCAUUUGGAGUGUUCUUGUGGUGGCAAGCAAGCCGUUUCAAGAAUCGUUACAUUUAAAACCAUUACCUAAAAAUGGUUUGUUGGCAUCAUUUCAAUUUGAAGUUGAAUCAUUACCAGGAAGACUUGAUUACUUUAAUGAUAGCGCCAAAGAUGAAUCACAGUUACAAUUCAAAUCAAGUCAUUAUACAUAUUUCCCAAGAACAUUGGGACCUAUCAUAGAGUCUACAAAUACUAGACAAUUACAUUUACGAUUCACUCAAGGAUGGUGGGAUUCUAAAUCAUGGGGCAGUCUUCCUUUGGAUGGGUUUAAAAGCGGAGGUACUGGAGUGGAAAUGUGGACGGUGAUCGAAGCUCCUGAUUUGGAGUCAGCUAAAAAAAAUUGGUUUAAAUUAGCAGAGUCAUUAUCAGGAUUUUUUUGUGCAUCAUUAAAUUUCAUUGAUGAUUCAAUUACCACAUUACCGAAAUUCAAUACAGAAUCAAGAGAAGAAAAUUAUGUUGCAGAUCCAAGUAAUCAAUUAUUUUUAUUAAGAGCUGCAUUACCAAGUGAGCCAAUUUGCACUGAAAAUUUGACUCCUUUUCUUAAAUUAAUUCCCACCAGAGGUAAAGCAGGAAUUUCUAGUUUAUUGGAUGGACAUAAGGUUUUCGAUUCUUUAUGGCAUUCCAUGUCAAUUGAUGUCAAAUCAGAAUGUUUUGGAAAUGAGUGUAAAUUCAAAAUGAAUCAAAGUAUAAAUUCUGUUAUUGAUAUUACUAGAUCUCUCCGUAGAUCCAAAGAAGGUGGGAUUCCUAAACCAACUCGUGGAGAAGAUUUACGUUGUGAUUUGGAAAAAGAACAUGAUAUCUGGAAAUGUUUCCCUCUUCCUGAUCCAACUGAUCUUUCAUGGAAUUUAGAACUUAUUUAUGGUAAAAAAAUCAAGGGCCCUGCAUUUAAAGAUGAUCCUAAUUCCUCAAUAGUUUAUAUUGAUGUUGAACCUAAGCAUUGGAAUGUCAAUGUUGAAAAAAGUGAAGGAGACUCUUUUGAAUCACUUGUUUUAAAUGAUGGUUCUAAAUCUCGUAUUCAAUACAACAUUGAAGACGAUUCAUUUGAUUAUGAUUUUUCAUUUGAGACCGAGAACAGUACCGUCACUUUGCCGGUUGAUUCACCUCCAUUACACGUUUCUAGGUCAUUGACUGGUUAUUCACAAGAUCAAGGUGGGGUUCGUGUUUCUUUUAGAAAUCCAUUCCCUGAUAAACCAGUUCAAUUUGUUUAUUUCGAAAGUUUACCAUGGUUUAUUAGAUUAUAUUUACAUACCUUAACUUUGGAAGGAGAUGGUUUCAUUAAACAAAAGUAUUAUAAACCGGCCAUUGACCGGGUUAGACCUUCACAUUUAGAAUUUUUGAUUGAAAUACCGGCAGGAGGAUCAUUAGCUAUGACUUUCCAAUUUGAUAAAUCUUUAUUAUUAUAUGCUGAGUAUCCUCCUGAUGCAAAUCAUGGCUUCACCAUUGAACCUGCAGUUAUUUCAAUUUUAAACGACGAUUCGGAAACGGUAUACCAAUUAAGAACUACCAGUUUACUUCUCAGUCUUCCGACCCCAGAUUUCUCGAUGCCUUAUAAUGUCAUCAUAUUAACUUGUACAGUAAUGUCAUUAGCGUUUGGUUCGGUAUUCAAUUUGUUAACUAAGAAAGUUAUAACUGAAGAAGAACUAGAAAAAAUCACUGAAGCCAGUAAGUUGGCUCAAUUGAAGCAACGAGUAAAGGAAAAAGUUUCUUUACUCAAGUCUAUGUUUAAGCCUGCAAACUAG
Messenger RNA from Hyphopichia burtonii NRRL Y-1933, 1806 nucleotides. Its product is annotated as GPI-anchor transamidase subunit. Gene Ontology annotation, biological process: attachment of GPI anchor to protein. Bases 1 to 1806 code for a protein of 601 amino acids. Gene Ontology annotation, cellular component: GPI-anchor transamidase complex. NCBI's taxonomy places the organism in Eukaryota, Fungi, Ascomycota, Pichiomycetes, Serinales, Debaryomycetaceae. The record is from RefSeq and is a predicted model, not a curated record. The transcript has a single exon.